Messenger RNA from Tricharina praecox, 3100 nucleotides. RefSeq lists its product as uncharacterized. The transcript has 5 exons. The record is from RefSeq and is a predicted model, not a curated record. NCBI's taxonomy places the organism in Eukaryota, Fungi, Ascomycota, Pezizomycetes, Pezizales, Pyronemataceae. Bases 372 to 2753 code for a protein of 793 amino acids.
GUUUGGGUAAUGGGUGAUGAACCGGCCAAAGUUCGCAUCGCAGUUGUACAUAAGUACUUUGUAUCUACUGUUCCACAUCCCAGUCCGGCGAAUCCUCAUGCACUCCGGGCUGAGGAAUGCAACGGGUCUACCCCCGCAUGCGCGUGCCAAUCCGUGCUGCGGGCCAAUCCAAUCGUCUCGCCCGAAAAAAAAAAAAUCCCCGCCCCCGCAUCUCUCGCGGGGGCAGUGGCACUCAAUCCACUGUCUGUCUGUCCAGGUGUUUACAGUAUCAAAUCUCUUUACAUAAGUAAACACAACCUGCCUCCUUCGCCGUGCACUCCCCACCAGCUGCUCGUUUUCCACAGCAGAAUCCAGAUAUCGACAGCUUCGACAUGGAGACGACAAUGGAAGAAACGGUCGAGACAGCAGAGACGGUCGAGACGGUCGAGAUAAUAGAGGCGAAAUCACAAUACCAACACUUUAUCCCCAGGUUCGUUCUGCGGGAGUUCUCGGUGCCCGAGGACGAGGUUGCUGCUAGUAUUGCUGCUGCUACUGCUACUGCUACUUCGGCUGCUGGUCCUUCCGGAGGGGGGAGUGGGGGACCCGGAGGGACGGCGAAUAAAAGGCCCAAGAGAGGGAAUAGGAAGAAGAAGCCCGGGAAAAAGAAGAAGGCCAGUGGUGGCGGCAAUGGAGGGGGUGGAUCAUCGGCGGUGGAUAAGAUUGCCGAGGCAAUGGAAGGUGUGAAGUUGGAAGAGGGCGAGGACGAUAAGAAGGUGGAGCAAGAGGUGGAGAAGGGGGAGGAGAAACCACUGCUGGAUAAGGGAAAAGGAAAGGCAAUCGAUACCAAAGAUGCGGAUCAAGGACGGCGUCGCCGGCCCCGUGCCCGGAAAGAAGACCCCCGCAACCCGCUCAUCAAAUUCUUCAACCUAAACACCGGAGAAAUCGAGCACAAUCGCGUAGGUCGCGCCUACGGGCACCAGGAUAUGUACCGCGACGUCACCGCCAGUGACGCCAAUCACAUUGAGAAGCAACUUUCCGUUCUAGAGCAGAUAGCAUCCCGCGCCAUCAACCGUAUCAAAGACUCACAGAAGAUGGGGGCCUCAUCGGUGAACCUCACGCGGACCGAACUCAACACCAUCCGCAAAUUCCUCUUCGUCAUGAAGUAUCGCAACAACCGGUUCUGGCGGAAAUACAACUGCGGGUCCAUGGCGGCGUACGAUGAGGUCGACAAAGCUGAAGUGCAGAAGUUUAUGCGGCGGCGGGGCUUCAAAAAUCCCGGCGAGGUGUGGUUAUGCACCAUCAAAGCCAUCUUGGAUACACAGAUCGAUCCGGAGGGAAAGUGGAAAACGACGGUACUGGAGAAUGCAUUCGAACACGAUGCGUUAUGGUUCAUCUUCAACAUGACGGAGUCAUACCUCAAUUUCUGUACACCUGAUAACCCGGAGCAGGAUGAAUUCAUCGUUACAGAGAACGGCUUUGGCAUCCAUGAAGGUCCCUCGAUGCAUAGUGUAUCCAUCGAUCCCGGCACCGGUUCCAAAAAGGUCCAGAGCGGGACAUACACCGAAUACCAUAAACUCGCCCCGCUGUCACCAAAGCUCCUCCUCGUCCUACGAUCAAAUUAUCUCCGCCCGGGAAGCGAAGAGGCCCUGCGAGUCAUACGUGCGCGCCCCAACGUGCCGAACACUCCCAGUCUGUUUGAAGACCUCCAACUUGCCCCCGCAACAGCAAGCUACGGCUCUUUCAUCGGCCCAAACGAGGAACUCAGCGAUGACCACGUGUUCACGUUCUCGAUCCAGAAGAUCUCGCGGAAGUGGGUGAAUGACUUCAACGCCAUAGCACUCGAGGAGGCUCGGGCGUCGAUUUCCUGGAAAUCAGAUAUGGCGAUGCAGAGGACGUUACGGGCGUAUCUCGAGCAUCCAAAGUUUCCGCCAAUGGCAGCGAUGAUGGCGGAACUGAAGAGGGAUGCGAAGGUGCGGUUACUUACCUUGCUGGGUGGAGACACGACGUCGGUCCUAAAGCCUAUGGUGUUGACGGGGGAUUUGACGGAGGAGAUGGCGGAGAAGCUGAGGCGGAAGAUGGAGAAGGGAAUGCCAGAAGACAUGAAGCGGGAGAUGCAGAAUAACGUGAAGCUUGCACCGUACUACAAACUGGGUGGAACCCCCGCACGCCUCAUGCCUGACAUGGACCGCGCCAAAACAAUAACCACGCAGCGCUCCGCCUCCGCUGACCGCUCGCGGAAGGGCCCACAGUACCUCGAAGCUCGCAAUGCCAACUCCCGCAGGGAGAUGAUGACCCUAUCCAAGCUCCCCAGCACCGUUAUCUUCUGGCAUGUCAAGCAGUGGCGGAUGAACGCGAUGGUUAAUAAGUACAAGGCCACCGGAAUGACAUUGAGCCCGGAAGAAACGGUCACACUGGGGAUGGAAGGGCCUGAGGAUUGGAUUGCUGAGUUGGCUGCAGUCAUAGAGGAGAAACAUAGAUCCCGCCUCAUGCUGGAAGCUUCGUUGAAAACGUUUUUCCGCCAGAUAAAGAUGGAAUCAGUAGUGAUGAUGGGAAUGGAUGUGGAAGAUAUGACGUAUAUGAUGAUGGAAAACGAGCUGGAUCUGUUUAAACAAUGGGGCGGGAUAUCAAGUUCUUGUGAGCAAAUCCGUUUACCCCAAUUACUCCUUCCGUCAUUGACCGAUCAUACUAGGCUUCGUCGAGGGCUAUCCAGCCCUCCACACCAACCUCGCCGCAGCGAUAAUGGAUCCACGGCGAAGCAAGAAGACGGAAGCUAAGAUUCCAGACCAAUUCAUCCAAGAUCUAACACUAUGUAGCGCUCUGAGGCAGAGCAAAGCAAUACAGAAUACGCUGUGCUGCGGUGCUGGGCAGGAUAGGGAACGGAAGCUGCUCGGGAAGUUGCUGUGGGAGGCACUCUAUUGGCUGCCAACGGAAAAUGACCCGCAUAUGCCGAUUUUCGGAAUAAAGAGCGAACAGAUAACGCGGGAGGGGCCCUUUGGUCUCGGUUGGCUGGCAAAUUUGUACGCGACGCUGACACAGCCCAGCGCCGAGCGGUGAAUGGAAUGCUAUCUAGCUAGGGCAUUAGGUACUUAACUAGAGUAACUUUAAUGGCGACUUGUUGUCU